Molecule: messenger RNA, 1914 nt
Organism: Thlaspi arvense
Lineage: Eukaryota; Viridiplantae; Streptophyta; Magnoliopsida; Brassicales; Brassicaceae
Source: the annotation of a GenBank genome assembly
AUGGAUCCAAACUUCUCUGAUUACGGCUUCGAGUAUUUCGACCGGAGCCCUAAUUUUAGUGGGGACCCAUCUUCAAUCUGGGAUCCGACAGAGGAGGAGGAACAGUGUUCUGUUCCAUCUGAUGAAAACGUUUCGUCUGCUACACUGUUGAAAUACGUGAGCCAGAUCCUUAUGGAAGAGAGUAUCGGAGAUAAGCAAUCUAUGUUCUACGAUUCGUUGGCUUUACGAAAAACUGAAGAAAUGUUGCAGCAAGUGAUCACAGAUUCACAAGCUCAGUCCUUUAGCUCUAACUCGAUGAUCACUAGUACUGCUAGCGAUGCAAGCGGAAGCAUCGACUCAGCUUAUCCGAGAAUCGUUUCUUCUUCACCUGUGGAUGAGAUUGUGGUUAGGAGUAUGUUUAGUGAUGCAGAAUCAGCUUUACAGUUUAAGAAAGGGCUUGAAGAAGCUAAGAGGUUUCUUCCCAAUAGCGACCAGUGGGUUAUAAAUCUUGAAACCGAACGAGUUCCGGUUAAAGAAGAAGAGAGUCACUCGAGAGUUAAGAAGAGUCACGAAAGAGAAGUUCUUGAAUUUGAGGAAACAAGAAGCAGUAAGCAAUCUGCAGGGAACGUUGAAGACGGGAAGAUAACGGAUAUGUUUGACAAGGUUCUGCUUCUUGACGGAAAAUGCGAUCCGCAGACGUUGUUAGACGGCGAGAGUCAAGCGAUUCUUAGAGGAGAGAGCAAGAAGAUGAAGAGUAAGAAGAAGAAGAAGAAGAGCCAGGUCGUUGAUUUCCGCACGCUUCUCACUCUAUGCGCACAAGCCAUUUCCACAGGGGAUAACACCACAGCUCUUGAUCUGCUCUUCCAGAUCAGGCAAGAGUCCUCUCCUCUCGGCGACGCUGCGCAGAGACUCGCUCACUGUUUCGCCAAUGCGCUCGAGGCGCGUCUUCAGGGAAGCACCGGUCCUAUGAUCCAGACGUAUUACUCUGCGUUGACCUCGUUGAAAGAUACAGCUGCGGAUACGCUUAAAGCGUACAGAGUCUAUCUCUCUUCGUCUCCUUUCGUGACCUUGAUGUACUUCUUCUCCCUUCGGAUGAUUCUCGACGCUGCUGUAAACGCAGAGGUUCUUCAUAUAGUCGAUUUCGGGAUCCUCUACGGGUUCCAGUGGCCUAUGUUCAUCCAGUACAUAUCGAACCGGGAAGACGCACCGCGUAAGCUACGGAUCACCGGUAUAGAGCUGCCUCAGCGAGGGCUUCGUCCCGCGGAAAGAAUCGAAGAGACCGGACGGAGACUGGAGGAGUAUUGUAAACGGUUUAACGUCCCGUUCGAGUAUAAAGCCAUUGCCUCUCAGGACUGGGAAAAGAUUCGUAUCGACGAGCUCGAUAUUAGACCGAACGAGGUCUUAGCGGUUAAUGCUGGACUCAGGCUCAAGAACCUUCAAGACGAGACAGGAGGUGAAGAGAAUUGUCCAAGAGACGCUCUCUUGAAGCUGAUAAAGAAAAUGAACCCGAAAGUUUUCGUUCAUUCGAUCGUUAACGGUUCGUUCAACGCACCGUUCUUCACAUCCCGGUUUAAAGAAGCGGUUUACCAUUACUCGGCUCUGUUUGACAUGUUUGAUUCGACGUUGCCUCGGGAUAACCAAGAGAGGAUUAGGUUCGAGAGGGAGUUUUACGGGAGAGAGGCGAUGAAUGUGAUAGCUUGCGAGGAGGCGGAUCGGGUCGAGAGACCGGAGACGUAUAGGCAGUGGCAGGUGAGGAUGGUUAGAGCCGGGUUUAGGCAGAAACCGGUUAAGGCUGAGUUAGUUGAGUUGUUUAGGGGGAAACUGAAGAAGUGGCGUUAUCAUAAAGAUUUUGUGGUUGAUGAAAAUAGUAAAUGGUUGUUACAAGGAUGGAAAGGUCGUACUCUUUAUGCUUCUUCUUGUUGGGUUCCUGCUUAG